AUGGCGCUCAAAUUUGAGGCGACCUUCAUCAGCAUGAAGACAACCGAGCCGGCAAAGAAGCGCUCCCAGAGUUUACCAGCGCCUCCAGGACGUUCCGGAGCCUCCUCCACCACAGACAAGGACAGUGUGGGGCAGGUUCAACGCUACCUGGACCAGUUGAUGGACCGGGCGGAGAACCUGCGCCCCGAGGAUCAAGACGGGCAGGAUGAGGAGGAAAUGGCUCCGGAGCGCAAUGUGGAAGAGGUUCAAGAGGAGGAGGAGAAAGCCACCAGCCAGGGGAGUUUUGGGCAUCCCGAAAUGUGUCGACGGCCCUGCAUUUACCUUCAAAAGGGCGACUGCGCAGAGGGAGCCAACUGUGGCUACUGCCACGACGCGCACCACGAGCGCUCCAAGAAGCUGGACAAGAGGCAGAGGGAAUUUCUUCGCAGCUUGGAUGACUCCAGCAUCCUGGCCUUACUCCUCCCACAUCUUCGCACCAGGGCCCGCGAGGCGACACUUCCAGAGACAGAAGCCAGAGAGGUCCUGUCUCUCCUCGAGCGCAAGCUGGCUACUUUGGCUCCAGCCACGGCUCCGGCCGCUCCCAUGUGGCAGCUGUCAAGGCUCAACAAGGUCUUGAAGAAGCUGACUUUUAUUCGGUUGAUGCGCCUGGCCGCGUGCCAUGAGCUCCCCGACGUCGACGAGGCCCUGGUCCGACUCCAGGAGGCCUACAGCAUCAACCUUGCUUAG
Messenger RNA from Symbiodinium sp. CCMP2592, 726 nucleotides. NCBI's taxonomy places the organism in Eukaryota, Dinophyceae, Suessiales, Symbiodiniaceae. The record is from the annotation of a GenBank genome assembly.